CAACUCGAAAACUUUUUCUUGAUCCUCCAGUUCCGGACGAAUCGUACGCCAGUGAGGUUGGCUAUUAAGCGUUUUCAAGAGAAAUUUUUUGUAUUCGUUUGUUUUUUGACAUUGGCUUCCAUACCUCAAAUGUAAAAUUAUUCAAACACGGACAUUUUUAAUAAAAGAAAAAGAAAUUUCAAAAAUGUAACUAUCCUCAAGUGAAAUUGAUAUAGAAAAAUUGAGUAGAUUUUUUUAAUUAAAAGUGCAGACAGCCAUAUUUGUGUGUGAGAAAAAAAAAAGAUAAUUUCUCUUCUCCUUUUUUGCUUGCAACACCCAUUUUCGCGCAGCCAGCAUCCACCUGAAAGGAUUCUUGAACCUUUUUGUGAGAUGUGAGAGUAAAAUUUGGGAUAAAAAAUCAUAUACAAGAGAGCGAGAGAGAUAAAAAUAUUCCCCAACUUGCUUGAUGAAGGGAUGCAAAGAUACAAAAGUAUCUCAACUUUAUGUAUAUUUUUUGAGUUUUUCGCAUUUCUGCUGAAUCCUUCACAAAUUGUAGUUUAUACUAACCGAACCGAGUGCAGGUGGUGCAACUAUUUUUGAAUUGAGAUUAGUUGUCCUUAAAACAAAACAAAAUAAAUAGAAUACAAAAUACAUAUUUUCCCCCAAAAAAAUAAAUGUGUGCAAUAUACAGCAUCCUUUCGGGGGUCCUUUAUCAUUGUGUGUGGUGCAUAUAAUACGUGAGCAAAAUGUAUCUGUGAAACCGACCAUAAGGAAUAAAAAAAAAAAAAAAAAAAUUGUGAAUAAAUUAUACGAUUAUCCUUGUCAGGAUAUACCACAACCAACGAGUGAAAAACAAAAGAAUUUACCAUUCUAAUUGAAAAUACAUUAAAAAUAAAUAUAAAAAAAAGAUACAAAAAAACAAUAUAUCUAUAACACAAAGACAAACAAGAACCAAACCAUCAUCAAUAGAGGAUUAAGAGGAUAUCAAGGAUAUAAUAGAUUUUGACCCAACAUCACUUAACCCACACCACCACCUGUGUGAUGUUAUUCGGCGUUCAAAUUGACAACGACAAGUGUCGUCGAGAACGCGAAUCAAAUCGUUUGCCUGGUUCCCGCUUAGAUUUGCCAAGUUUGUGCAAUGCCAGCAAUUCAACGCGUUCAACAGCAGCCCGUUGUAUUGAUUCACAUAAUAACACAGUUAUGACUCAACUAAGCCCGCAACCGCCAAAUAGCAAUAGCAAUAACAAUAAUAAUAAUUUAGGAUCGCCUAUAUCAUCGACAACAACAACUGCCUCAUCACAUACAACAUCUGGUGGAUCGGGUAUGAUGACAGCAAUGUCUGCCAAAUCAAAUGGAUCUUCGUCGUCAUCGAGUAGUGUGGAUGGAAAGGGCGCUAGCAGGCCAAUGACACCAUCAGAACUGAUUAAAAAGUACAAUAGCUACUUGACAGAAAUGGAAUUCGAUGAGUUGAAAAUUUACAAGGAGAUUUAUUAUUUUGGCCAAUCGGCUAAUAAAGUUGCCUAUGUGAAACCAUCAACGAAUCCAAAUUCUGGUUAUGAUGAUGAAAAUGGAAAUUAUAAAAUCGUUGAACACGAUCAUAUUGCCUUUCGUUAUGAAAUCCUUGAAGUAAUUGGCAAAGGAAGUUUUGGGCAAGUUAUACGUGCACUGGACCAUAAGACAAAUACACAUGUAGCCAUAAAAAUUAUACGAAAUAAAAAACGAUUUUUAAAUCAAGCCGUUGUGGAACUUAAUAUAUUGGACGAACUGAGAGAAAAAGAUGCCGAUGGAACGCAUAAUGUUAUACACAUGUUGGAUUAUACGUACUUUCGAUCGCAUUUGUGUAUUACAUUUGAAUUGAUGAGUUUAAAUCUUUACGAACUGAUUAAGAAAAACAACUACCAGGGUUUCAGUCUGAGCUUAAUAAGACGGUUUUGUAAUUCGAUUGUUAAGUGCUUAAGACUUUUAUACGAGGAAAAUAUCAUACACUGUGAUCUCAAGCCCGAAAAUAUCUUACUAAAACAACGUGGGAGUAGCUCAAUCAAAGUCAUUGACUUUGGCAGUUCAUGUUUUGUAAAUCGAAAAGUCUACACAUAUAUUCAAUCGAGGUUCUAUCGAUCCCCAGAGGUUAUACUUGGUUUGGCCUAUGGAACCGCCAUCGAUAUGUGGAGUCUGGGUUGCAUUCUUGCCGAACUCUAUACUGGCUUCCCACUCUUCCCCGGCGAAAACGAAGUCGAACAACUAGCCUGCAUCAUGGAAAUCUUGGGUCUGCCCCCAGAGGAUCUAAUUGCCAGUGCAACUAGACGUCGUUUAUUCUUCGAUUUCCGUGGAAAACCUCGCUGCAUCACAAAUUCCAAGGGACGCAAACGUCGUCCCGGCACUCGUUCCCUCUCGCAAGUUCUCCCCUGUUCCGAUCGCCUCUUUGUCAAUUUCGUUCGAGGCUGCCUAGAAUGGGAUCCCGCGAAGCGUAUGACUCCCGAUGAGGCAGCCCAUCACGAAUGGCUACAACUUAGCUCAACAUCAUCGUCAUCAUCAUCAUCGUCUUCAUACAAAGUGUCAAAACUAGGAAGUGUACAUCAGACUAAAUAUUAUAACAUAUCAUCGCCGCAAAAUGCAAUCGCCAACAACAAUAACAACAACCACUCAAAUAACAGUAACAAUAAUAAUAAUAAUAACAGUAAUUCGAAAAGCCAAAGAACAUCAAUGACCACAUCAACGUCUAAUCCACAACCAACAAUCCUGCCCGACAUUAAGAUCUCCUCAAGCAACAAAUACGGCAGCAUGCAAAAGAUUGCCGUUCGCUCCAAGAUCACCAAUACCGGUCUGACGUCAUCGGUGUCCGAUCUCGAAUCAGUGCAACAGUAUUCCUUGCAUCGAAUGUAUCAUCAUCAACAUGGCGACGGUGGCGGUGGCGGUGCCAGGCAUCAUGCUGAGCCCUCAAUGACCAUGAGCACAUCGGCCAGUCAUAGGAAACUGCUGACAACAAGCGGCACCAUUGCUCAUUCGUCAAAAUACAGUAUUUCGACAAAUAAUAAUUCAAUGGCUGCUGCAGCGGCAGCAGCAUCAGCAACAGCUAAUGCCAAUAUGUCACACUCGCAAAGUACCGGCGAUGUGUCGACGAUUUUUGGGCGAGCAUGACGCGUACCACGGCCCACAAAGUUGGAGCUCAAGAAAUGCAAACUAGUCAACAUGGUGGAUUUGUGGAGCUAAAAGUAAUGAAAUAGUUGAGCGCGCAUGUUGCAUGAAUGGCAUAGACGGAGGCAGCCAUUAAGAGUGUGGAAUCUAUGUGGAACGUAAUGUUUCUGUUUUAUUUUUUUCUAAAUUUAUUUUUACCUAUCUUCUCCCUGUACACAUGAACAUACACAUUUUUUACCAUCAAUUUACAUAAAAACAAACAAAAUCAUAACUAGACUAGAAUAUUUUAUUUUUUAAAACAAAAAACAUGUUAGUCGAAUUUAAACAAAAAAAAAACUUAAAUAUUAACAAUUUUAUUUUAUUUACUAAAUAAAUGAUUUUUUUUUACUUUAUUUUCUAAGUGUGACAACAUGAGAUCAUUUUCUUCCAUUAUUCAAUCAAAACAAAAUAAUAAAAAACUACAUAACUUCCGUUUCU
Episyrphus balteatus (marmalade hoverfly) is the source of this 3588-nucleotide messenger RNA. RefSeq names its product dual specificity tyrosine-phosphorylation-regulated kinase 2 (gene Dyrk2). Bases 1021 to 3114 code for a protein of 697 amino acids. Gene Ontology annotation, biological process: peptidyl-serine phosphorylation; peptidyl-threonine phosphorylation. Gene Ontology annotation, cellular component: nucleus. The transcript is spliced from 7 exons. The record is from RefSeq and is a predicted model, not a curated record. NCBI's taxonomy places the organism in Eukaryota, Metazoa, Arthropoda, Insecta, Diptera, Syrphidae. Gene Ontology annotation, molecular function: protein serine/threonine kinase activity; protein serine/threonine/tyrosine kinase activity; ATP binding.